GAUGGUGCCCAACUGCAAACGAAAAUUACAGCCGAGGAGACCGGCGCCGCAGUUGGACAGGUAAAACCUAGUGUGGCUAUUCUGGCUCCUCCAGCGCCACCUCCCCCAGCGCCACCCCCACCACCGCCUAAUUUCAUGCUGAACCCGAGUUCACCUCCACCACCUCCUCCUCCACCGCCUUUCGAGAUUUCGAGUACAACUACACCUCUGCCACCGAGCUCUUCAGCUGCAUCGCUCGAUAAUGAUAGGUCGGAUCUGAUGGCAGCUAUCCGUGCUGCCGGAGGUGCGGGAAAAGCAAGACUCAAGAAAGUGAGUUCAUCACGACGUGCCGUCAAAGAGAGCGAGUCACUCAGCUCAUCUGCUUUGGCGGAGAACAAGUCGUCCAGUGGUGGAAAUGAUCUGAUGGCCUCGUUAGCAAAGGCUCUAGAGGCCAGAAGAAAAGCCAUAGCUGGAAUGAGUAAUCCGCGUGAUUAUAACAAAGGUGGAAAGGAGAAAGAGAUGAUCCAGGGCAACGAGGCGAUGGAAACAACAGCGGAGAUGAGGAAUGGAAGUGAAUCCUUCGAGGACAAGUGUCUUUAUAAGGGUUUGGCGACAUCGCUUAAAAAAUUAUAG
Messenger RNA from Ostertagia ostertagi, 612 nucleotides. NCBI's taxonomy places the organism in Eukaryota, Metazoa, Nematoda, Chromadorea, Rhabditida, Trichostrongylidae. The record is from the annotation of a GenBank genome assembly.